This is a messenger RNA of Hyposmocoma kahamanoa, 2118 nucleotides long. RefSeq lists its product as uncharacterized. The record is from RefSeq and is a predicted model, not a curated record. NCBI's taxonomy places the organism in Eukaryota, Metazoa, Arthropoda, Insecta, Lepidoptera, Cosmopterigidae. The transcript is spliced from 3 exons. The coding region runs from base 1 to 2106 and encodes 701 amino acids.
AUGCCAUUAUCAGCAGCAGAACGACAGAGGCGGUACAAAGAAAAGCUAAAACGUGACCCUGAGAAGUAUGAAGAUUAUAAAAAAAAAAAACGAGACAACUAUCAUGAUAAAAAGAGACUUGUCAAUGACUUAACACCAAAAGAGAGACACAAUGCAAGGAUAAUCUGGAAACUUAGGAAGAAGAAUUUGAGAGAAAAAAGAAAUCAAUUGAAUAGGCUUCUUGAUAUAACACCGCCGAGUUCCCCUUCUACAUUGGUGCCUGAAGUAAACCUACGUCAGAAUUCUCCACAGCAGAACGAUGAUUCCGAUAUCUUGAGCAUUAGUACUCCUCAAAGCUCUUUUGCUACUAGUAGGAAUGUGACGAAAAAGGGUAAAGGAAGAACUAAAGUUAGAAGAGAUAGAACAAAACUAUAUAAAGAGAAUUUGAGGUUACAGCAAGAAAUUGCAAACCUAAAAAAGAAAUAUGAGAAAUAUAAGAAACGUUUCAAUAGGACCAAAAAAGAAACAGGUGAAAAUAAACAGGAGGAAAGAAAAUCUGAUGAUGCAACUAAAUACAAAAAGCUAUCCAACGCAAUGAAAGAGAGGUACCAAACGAUAAAGAUACGUAAGGAAAAGAAUAGUCUGAAAAAUAUAUUUGAAAACUUUGAAGAAUCUGAAAAAAUUGAAAUGAUAAAUGAGUCUUUGGGAAUAAUAGGACCACUCAGGCCGACGAUAAAAGUAAAAGUCAAUGUGUCUAAACUAAAGAAAAAUAUCGAAACGUUUUUUCAAAGAGAGGAUGUUUCUAGACCGACAGCAGCAAGUGCUUUAAAGAAAAAUGGCAUCAUAAAUACUGACAAUAUGAGCGAGUUGAUUACUGUUAUUGUCUGUAAUACAAAGGAAAAAGACUGUAUGUAUGGAACUUGUAAAAAAUGUUGCAACUUAAAAAUUCAAAGUAAUAUUGACAAAGAUAGCAAUAAAAUACAAUGGAAAGAAUGGGUAAGAGUACAAGAGACAUAUGAAAAGGAUGGAAAGACUUCAAAAGCAUUUAAGAAUGUGAAACAAGAUAAGGAGGCAACGGUUAAAGAGAUGUUGGAUGCAUUUAAUGAAGAACUAAAAAUAUUGAAAAAACACGUAUAUAACAUAAAAGUUCAAUUUACUAACUUCAGACAAGCCAUUGAUAAAUUAUCAAGAACAGAAGCAGUGGUUGUUGCAGAUUUUAGCGAAAAUUAUAGUUGCAAACACCAUGAGGAGAUUCAAGCCCAUCACUUUGGUGGUUCCAGAUUACAAGUAUCACUGCAUACAGUUGUGGUAUAUGUUCAUACACAUGAUGGUAAAAAAGUUGAAUCAUUCUGCACGGUGUCACCAAAUACUAAUCAUCAACCUGCAUCUAUAUGGGCUCAUCUUGAUCCAGUACUAAAGGACAUAAGAAGCACUUAUCCUGAUAUUUCUCUAAUACACUUCUUCACAGAUGGUCCUUUUAGUCAAUACAGGCAAAAACAAAACUUUUACCUAGCGUCAACUGCAUUAUUCGACCAUGGAUUUAAAGCAAUGACCUGGUCAUUUUUCGAAGCUGGCCAUGGCAAGGGGCCAGCAGAUGGUAUUGGAGGCUAUCUUAAAAGAACUGCGGAUGAUCUAGUUGCUAGAGGUGAAGACAUUUCAUGUGCAGAAAAAUUUUAUACAGUGAUGAAAGACUUGAGCAAAAUAAAGCUGCACUUAAUUUCGUCUAAUAAUAUAGAAAGCAUCUCAAAACAAAUACCACCAAAGAUCCAGCCCCUACCUGGCACCAAAGAUGUCCACCAAAUAUUUAGUACUUCAAAAGAAAAAUCUGCUGACAAAGAAAAUUAUCACGUCCAGCAGGGUGAUUUUAUGUUAGUUAACGUUCAUGCCGUGAAAGGUAAGGUUUUUAAAUAUGCUUGCGUAGUCAAUGAUUUGCAUGAAGAUGGUGAGAUAAGAGUCACAUUUUUACGCUCAACGAGAAAAAGAAACACCUUUCGUCUGGACAAAAGUGACGUAGCUGACAUCGACUACACAGACAUAUUAGAAAUUCUCUCAGAGCCUAGAAUUAUUUCUAAACGAGGCCAGCAGUAUUACGUAUUUAAAAAUAAUGUAGAUGUUUCUGAAAAGUGAUCUCUUAUACGU